Messenger RNA from Gymnogyps californianus (California condor), 505 nucleotides. RefSeq names its product translocase of outer mitochondrial membrane 6 (gene TOMM6). The record is from RefSeq and is a predicted model, not a curated record. The transcript is spliced from 3 exons. Gene Ontology annotation, cellular component: mitochondrial outer membrane translocase complex. NCBI's taxonomy places the organism in Eukaryota, Metazoa, Chordata, Aves, Accipitriformes, Cathartidae. The annotation marks the transcript as partial.
UCCGCGCCGCAGGGGCUGCGCGGGUGGCUGCGGAGCGCUUACCGCUUCGCCACCGACCGGAACGACUUCCGCAGGAACCUGCUGGUGAACCUGGGGCUCUUCGCCGCUGGGGUGUGGGUCGCCCGGAAUCUGACGGACAUCGACCUGAUGGCCCCGCAGCCCGUCCCGUAGCGGCGGGAAGAAAUAGAGCUGCAAGGGAGGAGAGCUCGUCCCCCCCGCACCCGAGGACCAGAAGAGACGUGUUUAGCCGUUACAAGUUCCGAUACGUUCGUGGGAGUACGUUCUGGUCUCCUUCUCUGCAGAGCUGCUGCUUGCACUUCAAAGCUGUCAUGCUUGAAGCAGCGACAAGGGGGGGGAAGCUUUUAAGUGUGAAAGGGAGAAUUUAUUUUCAGUUCGUUCUGCACAGUGAGAAUAGUUUACGCAAGGACGCGAAGCCAUUGUGUGUGGAAUUUUCUUCUGUACCCCCAUCUAGAUGUUUAUUAAAGUAUGUAGAAUAAUGACAUAA